This is a messenger RNA of Cannabis sativa, 888 nucleotides long. RefSeq lists its product as uncharacterized. Bases 109 to 753 code for a protein of 214 amino acids. The transcript is spliced from 5 exons. The record is from RefSeq and is a predicted model, not a curated record. Lineage: Eukaryota; Viridiplantae; Streptophyta; Magnoliopsida; Rosales; Cannabaceae.
CUCUAUAUAUAUAUAUAACCCCAUAAAAAGCAAACGGAAGAGAAGAGAUCAGAGAGCAUCCAAUUUCUCCAUUUUUUUUGCUUCAAGAUAAAAACUAAUUAAAAAGAGAUGGCAGAGGUGGUUGAUGAAAUUAAGGAAGGCAAAUGUUUGUUAGCAGCAGACACACAGAAAAAAGAAACAGAUUUAUCAUCCCAUGAAGAAGAAGAAGAUGAUGAUUAUGACUCUCAAGAUGAAGAUGACAACGAUUUUAUUCUUGUUGAAGAUGAAAGGAUAACAAGAGCAAGGGAAAAUAAAGCUAAACUACCACCAAACACAAACUUAUCAUACUUAUCCGAUGAAGAUGAUGAAUUUGAACAAGAUUGGGCCAUUGUUCACAAACAACUCCUUCAAACUGAUGGUUUUCAUGUUGAUUAUCUUCCUAAUAAACACAAAAGGAACUGGUAUCAGAAAAUCAUCAUGGGCUGUACUUCAUAUAAAUAUACUAUUGAAGCAGCUAAUUUAGCAGUUGCUGAAUAUAACAAACUUCAGGGUGUUAAUUUGGAGAUUAGGGAGAUUAUAAAUGUCAUAAUUAGAGGAUUCGAUUAUUAUUAUCUUACGUUGGAAUGUACGGAUGGAAAGUAUUAUGAAGUUCAAGUCUUAAAAAUGGGUCCCAAAGUUGAUUUGGACAUGUUUAGGCCUGCUAAACAUUAUCCAAGGCCAAAGACAACAACAACAACUACAUCAGAAGAAAAAGAAGUAGAAGCAGCAGCCUAGAACAAUGGCUGUGUUGGAAGUCUUUUGUUUUUGGUUGCUUUUUGGAGUGUAGGAACUUAUCACUUUGACUUUUUUCAUCUUUCAAUUAGUUUUUGUUAAAUUUUGAAUUCAUAAUCCAAAUCGUUAUUAACACCA